AUAGCGCGUAUAGCGGAAAUUAAUAGCGGAAUGCGAAUUAAACGGUGACGCCUUCCUUCUACGGCUAUUGCUUUUGCUUGUCAUCGUCCGUCAUUCGCUGUUAAGGCACGAGGAAGUGUAGAGCUCGUUUUAAUUUUCUUUUUUAAGCAAAGUCAAAUAUUCACUGCACCGAAAAUGCCGGCUAAAGCUGUCUGCGUUCUAAGCGGUGAUGUCAAGGGCACCAUAUACUUCGAGCAAAACGGUGAUGCCAGUCCGGUUAAGGUUACCGGCGAAGUAAGCGGCUUGAAGCCGGGCAAUCACGGCUUCCAUAUUCACGAAUUUGGUGACAACACCAACGGUUGUACGUCGGCCGGCCCACAUUUCAAUCCCCACAACAAGGAACAUGGUGGUCCGGAUGCAGCUGUAAGACACGCCGGUGAUUUGGGUAACGUGGUGGCCGAUGACAGCGGAGUCGCUAAAGUGGACAUUACUGACAAACAGAUUUCAUUGUCUGGACCGUUAAGCAUUCUCGGUCGCACAGUCGUUGUUCAUGCCGAUCCAGACGACCUCGGUCUCGGUGGUCAUGAGCUGAGUAAGACCACUGGAAAUGCGGGUGGUCGUUUGGCUUGCGGUGUAAUUGGAAUCUGCAAAAUGUAGAUCAACUAGUGUAGUGAAUCGUAAAAUGUAUUCACUAUAAGCUCAACUUUGGGAGCUGGGAAUCUUGUCCUUUUUCAAUCCUGUGCUAAGCAUCCUUUAACUUUAAGUCAAAGAAGAACAAUGUUCAACAUUUCGGUCAAUAAAAUCGAAAAUUUGUUAUUCGUACCCUCA
Wyeomyia smithii (pitcher-plant mosquito) is the source of this 807-nucleotide messenger RNA. Its product is annotated as superoxide dismutase [Cu-Zn]-like. Gene Ontology annotation, biological process: removal of superoxide radicals. Bases 175 to 636 code for a protein of 153 amino acids. The record is from RefSeq and is a predicted model, not a curated record. The transcript is spliced from 3 exons. NCBI's taxonomy places the organism in Eukaryota, Metazoa, Arthropoda, Insecta, Diptera, Culicidae. Gene Ontology annotation, molecular function: superoxide dismutase activity; copper ion binding.